This is a messenger RNA of Saccharomyces mikatae IFO 1815, 2841 nucleotides long. It is a transcript of the gene ADE3, whose product is annotated as trifunctional formate-tetrahydrofolate ligase/methenyltetrahydrofolate cyclohydrolase/methylenetetrahydrofolate dehydrogenase ADE3. The coding region runs from base 1 to 2841 and encodes 946 amino acids. Gene Ontology annotation, cellular component: cytosol. NCBI's taxonomy places the organism in Eukaryota, Fungi, Ascomycota, Saccharomycetes, Saccharomycetales, Saccharomycetaceae. The record is from RefSeq and is a predicted model, not a curated record. The transcript has a single exon. Gene Ontology annotation, biological process: tetrahydrofolate interconversion. Gene Ontology annotation, molecular function: methylenetetrahydrofolate dehydrogenase (NADP+) activity; methenyltetrahydrofolate cyclohydrolase activity; formate-tetrahydrofolate ligase activity.
AUGACUGGUCAAGUGUUGGACGGGAAAGCAUGCGCUCAGCAAUUUAGAAACGAUAUUGCUAAUGAAAUUAAAUCCAUUCAAGGUCACGUGCCUGGGUUCGCACCUGUACUUGCCAUCAUUCAAGUGGGCAACAGGCCAGACUCGGCCACAUAUGUGCGCAUGAAGCGCAAAGCCGCUGAAGAAGCUGGCAUUGUCGCUAAUUUCAUUCAUUUAGACGAAGCUAUUUCUGAAUUCGAAGUUCUAAGACACGUGGACCAGCUGAACGAGGACCCACAGACCCACGGUAUUAUCGUGCAAUUACCAUUGCCUGCCCAUUUGGACGAAGACAGGAUUACUUCGAGAGUGUUAGCAGAAAAGGACGUGGACGGGUUCGGACCCACCAACAUUGGUGAACUGAAUAAGAAAAAUGGUCAUCCAUUCUUCCUGCCCUGCACCCCCAAGGGGAUCAUUGAAUUGCUUCACAAGGCCAACGUCACGAUUGAAGGUUCCCGGUCUGUUGUGAUCGGAAGAUCCGACAUUGUUGGCUCACCUGUCGCAGAAUUAUUAAAGUCUUUAAACUCCACCGUCACCAUCACGCAUUCUAAAACCCGCGAUAUUGCGUCGUACUUACACAACGCGGACAUUGUCGUUGUUGCCAUCGGUCAACCAGAAUUCGUAAAAGGUGAAUGGUUCAAACCUAUAGAUAGCACUUCCACCAACAAGAAAACCGUGGUCAUCGAUGUCGGCACCAACUACGUGGCUGAUGCGUCUAAAAAAUCCGGUUUUAAGUGUGUGGGUGACGUUGAGUUCAACGAAGCAAUAAAAUACGUCCAUUUAAUCACCCCAGUUCCCGGCGGUGUUGGACCUAUGACGGUGGCUAUGCUAAUGCAAAACACCUUGAUUGCCGCCAAACGCCAAAUAGCCGAAUCCUCGAAACCUCUUCAGAUUCCUCCUUUGCCCUUAAAGUUGCUGACCCCUGUUCCAUCCGAUAUAGACAUCUCUAGAGCACAGCAACCAAAGCUCAUUAACCAACUUGCUAAGGAAUUGGGUAUUUACUCCCAUGAAUUAGAGCUAUACGGACACUAUAAGGCAAAAAUUUCUCCUAAAGUCAUCGAGAGGCUACAAUCACGCCAGGAUGGUAAAUAUAUCUUGGUGUCAGGUAUCACACCCACACCUCUAGGAGAAGGUAAAUCGACCACUACAAUGGGACUUGUUCAGGCACUAACAGCUCAUUUGGGAAAGCCUGCUAUCGCCAACGUCAGGCAGCCUUCUCUAGGGCCCACUUUGGGUGUUAAAGGUGGUGCUGCAGGGGGUGGUUACUCUCAAGUCAUCCCAAUGGAUGAAUUCAACUUACAUUUGACUGGUGACAUUCACGCCAUUGGUGCCGCCAACAACCUACUUGCCGCAGCCAUCGACACAAGAAUGUUCCAUGAAACCACCCAGAAGAACGACACUACUUUCUACAAUAGAUUAGUACCAAGGAAGAAUGGGAAGAGAAAGUUCACUCCUUCCAUGCAAAGAAGAUUAAACAGACUAGGUAUCCAAAAGACCAAUCCCGACGAUUUAACUCCAGAAGAGAUCAACCAAUUUGCAAGAUUGAACAUUGACCCAGACACCAUUACUAUCAAGAGGGUGGUUGACAUCAACGAUAGAAUGUUAAGGCAGGUCACCAUUGGCCAAGCCCCUACCGAGAAAAAUCAUACAAGAGUCACCGGAUUCGACAUUACCGUCGCAUCCGAACUGAUGGCUAUUCUUGCUCUUUCAAAGGACUUGAGAGACAUGAAGGAACGUAUUGGACGUAUUGUUGUUGCCGCAGAUGUAAACAGGUCCCCAGUUACUGUGGAAGAUGUGGGUUGCACCGGCGCCUUAACCGCUCUAUUAAGGGAUGCAAUCAAACCAAAUUUGAUGCAAACUUUGGAAGGUACACCUGUCCUGGUCCAUGCCGGCCCAUUUGCUAACAUCUCAAUCGGUGCUUCUUCUGUUAUCGCCGAUCGUGUGGCUCUUAAAUUAGUCGGAACUGAGCCUGAAGCAAAAACAGAGGCUGGCUAUGUAGUCACCGAGGCAGGUUUUGAUUUUACCAUGGGUGGUGAAAGAUUCUUCAAUAUCAAGUGCCGUUCCUCCGGAUUGACACCAAAUGCAGUGGUUCUGGUCGCUACCGUCAGGGCUUUGAAAUCGCACGGUGGUGCUCCAGAUGUUAAGCCUGGUCAAUCUUUACCUGCCGCAUACACCGAAGAGAAUAUAGAGUUCGUAGAAAAGGGUGCAGCCAAUAUGUGUAAACAAAUUGCCAACAUUAAACAGUUUGGUGUUCCUGUGGUUGUAGCAAUUAACAAGUUCGAAACUGAUACUGACGGCGAGGUUGCCGCCAUUAGAAAAGCAGCUCUAGAGGCCGGCGCAUUUGACGCCGUGUCCUCUAACCAUUGGGCCGAAGGUGGUAAAGGUGCUAUUGAUUUGGCGAAGGCCGUCAUUGAAGCCUCCAGCCAACCAGUAGACUUCCAUUUCCUAUACGAUGUCAAUUCAUCCGUUGAAGACAAAUUGACUACAAUCGUUCAAAAGAUGUAUGGUGGUGCAGCAAUUGACAUUUUACCAGAAGCGGAACGCAAGAUCGACAUGUACAAAGAACAAGGUUUCGGUAACUUACCUAUUUGUAUUGCGAAGACCCAAUACUCGUUAUCCCAUGACGCCACUCUGAAAGGUGUCCCUACUGGAUUCACUUUCCCCAUCAGAGACGUCAGAUUGUCUAAUGGUGCUGGAUACUUAUACGCUCUUGCUGCUGAAAUUCAAACCAUUCCUGGUUUGGCUACCUAUGCUGGUUACAUGGCUGUCGAAGUCGAUGACGACGGUGAAAUUGAUGGGUUGUUUUAA